Molecule: messenger RNA, 2277 nt
Organism: Drosophila ficusphila
Lineage: Eukaryota; Metazoa; Arthropoda; Insecta; Diptera; Drosophilidae
Product: vegetative cell wall protein gp1
Exons: 2
Coding region: 123-2135 (670 amino acids)
Source: RefSeq, a predicted model, not a curated record
UUCAUUUCAUUUUCUUGGCGGCGAUCGCAGCAAACGGAUUAAACGCGAAAAGAUAUUGGUGCAUAUAACACCACCACAAAUCGAAACAAAAAAACAACCGAAAAAAGAAACCUCCAACCAAGAUGAAUCUUUCGAUCAGUUCGAGGAGUCGCCAUCUUCUGUUGGUCUGCACCAUCAUCUUCGUUCUCCACGGAGCCGAGGCGGGUUUACGUUUGCGGCAGAAUCGCCGAUCGGCCACGCCCCCUGCCAGCACAACGCCCACGUUGACAUCGGUGCCUGCGGAGGAGGCGCCACCACAAGCGGCGGAGGAGGGUUCACCCAUUGUGGCAGCGGAAGUCACCGAAGCGGAACCGGAAGUCACCACGGGCAAACACAAGCGCGGCAUCCUCCAUGGCCACUCUCAUCUUCAUGGUGGCCAAUGGCCGGCCCGCACCUACGCCUCCCACUACGGGUACAGUGUUCAGUUGCCCGGAGGAAGUGCCUUCCUCUCCGCCGCUCCGCCACAUCGCCACUUCGUGAAGUACGGUCACGGCUUGGUUAAGCCACUGGUUUCCGGUUCCGGUUUGCUGCCAGCUCUGGCUCCCGCUUCCGGUGGUCUGCUGCCCGCCGUGGCCACCGCUCUACCCGCCGGACUGCCCGUUGGAUUGCCCGCUGGAUUGCCCGCCGGAUUGCCAUCUGUUCUGCCCGCCGGCGUGGCCAGCGCAAUUCCGGCCGGAGUGGCCACGGCUUUGUCCACCGGAGUGGCCACCGCCUUGUCCACCGGCGUCGCCCCGCCCUCGUAUGUCCUGCGACCUGGCAACGCCCUCGUCUCCUCGUACAGCGUCAACUAUCCGCACCAGCACCUGCAGAAGCCAGUGGUCCUCCAGUCCGCCGUUAAGCCGCUCCACUUCCACGGCCCCGCCCCCGGCCACGCCCACGUGCACGCCGUCCAGCCCACUUAUGUGCAGGCCUACGCUCCAAGUGCUCCUGCUGUGCCUGUCCAGCCUGUUCAACCUAUUCAACCUGUUCAACCUCUUCAACCCCUUCAACCCAUUCAACCCAUUCAACCAAUUCAACCAAUUCAACCCAUUCAACCCAUUCAACCCAUUCAGCCAGUUCAGCAUUUACAGCCCAUUCAACCAGUGCAACCUGUGCAACCUGUGACCCAUCACUUCCAGCCCGUUCAGCCAGCUACUCCAAUUCAACCGGUGGCUCCAAUCCAACCCGUUCAGCCCGUCCAACCCACCGUUGCCUUUGGAGUUCCGGCUCCUGCUGCCGUGGAUCUUCCGGUGUUCCCGCAAUCGCCGCAGUUCCCUCAGUUCCCAGGAGUGCCGACCUUUGCCUUCCAACCCGCCCAGCCGGCGGUGCCUGCCCAGCCUGCCCAGCCCGCUCUGCCCGCCCAGCCAGCGAUUCCAGCUGCCCCUGAAGCACCGGAAGUGCCACAGAUUCCACAGAUCCCGCAGAUUCCCCAGAUCCCGGCCAUACCUCAAAUCCCGCAGAUCCCACAGUUUCCGGGUCUGCCUCAGUUCCCCGGAUUCCCCCAGAUUCCCCAGUUCCCCCAGGCGCCGGCCACUCCGAAUGUUCCCUCUGUGCCCGCCGUUCCCACAGUUCCAGCGAUUCCAGCCUUUCCCAGUCCGCCGACCAGUCAGUUCUUCCCUGCGGCUCCUCAACCACCGCUGCCCCAGCAGCCACCCACUUUCGGCCAGCCGGAGGGUCAGUUCCCCGGCGGAAUUGUUCCCCUGCCCGGAUCCACGCCCGUGCAGCCGGAAUCGGGAACGGGCAUAGCCUCGCCGCAGAUUCCCCAGUCGCCGGAGGCGGAGAAUCCAGCGGAGGUGCAGCCACAGCGACCACCCACCAGCAACCAGCAGCCCUGGAAGCCAGUCUUCUACCAGCCACCCACCGAAUCCGCGCCAGCGUCGCCCAAUCGCCCAUCGAUCACCCUGCUCCCGCCCUACGGAAGUCAGUCGCCAGCUGAAGGCUACCUGCCUCCCGUGGGUUCGCAACCGUCGUCGCAGAGUUCCAGCAGCGCCGGAGGAGUCGGCAGCCAGGGGGGAAUCUUCGACCAGCUGAGCGACGCGGAGUUGGAGCACAUCUUCGCCCAGGCCAACUUGGCGCAGCAGCAGCACCAGCAGAGCCACAACUACCACCACUACUGAGCUAACUAACUAACCACCACUAACCUAGGGAUCUUUUCAAAAUUUUUUUUUGUUUUUUUUUCCGUUCUGCUUUUACUAUUUACUAUUUUGUACUUGUAAUGUAAAUUAUGUUAUAAUUAAAUAAGUUAUUUAUCAAAGAUAA